Anoplophora glabripennis (Asian longhorned beetle) is the source of this 3369-nucleotide messenger RNA. Its product is annotated as cullin-4B. The coding region runs from base 146 to 2476 and encodes 776 amino acids. Lineage: Eukaryota; Metazoa; Arthropoda; Insecta; Coleoptera; Cerambycidae. The record is from RefSeq and is a predicted model, not a curated record. Gene Ontology annotation, cellular component: Cul4-RING E3 ubiquitin ligase complex. The transcript is spliced from 6 exons. Gene Ontology annotation, molecular function: ubiquitin protein ligase binding. Gene Ontology annotation, biological process: protein ubiquitination; DNA damage response; ubiquitin-dependent protein catabolic process.
CCUAUCAUGAUUUGCAUUAUUGAAAUACGUCAGUUAUUAAUAUUAUUUAAAUUCUUUGUCGUUGUAAGAGUGCUGCAAAUUUUCAAAUAAUCCGCCACAUCAAUUCGUCGAUUAUUUUCAGCUGGUUAGUAUACCUACCUAUACCAUGUACCUACAUGACCUCAAAUUAUUAGUUGGUACAGAAACUGUUGGAAGUCUAGGAAAUAUGACCGAAAAUACUGUGAAUAGCAGUCGCAGACCAAAUUUUUCCAAUAUCCCGCAAAAUGGGUUAAACAGGAAUUUAAAUCUACUAAAUAUUAAACCUACAACUGCUAAAAAGCUGGUAAUAAAAAACCUUAAAAGUGAACCAAAGCUUCCUGAUGAUUAUCGUGAACAAACAUGGGAUAAACUGCGUAGCGCAGUGUUGGCUAUACAACAGUCAAAACCUAACCAGUAUUCAUUAGAGGAACUGUACCAGGCUGUAGAAAAUAUGUGCAAUCAUAAAAUGGCCCCUACCUUAUACUCGAGACUUUACAAUUUAACAGAAAAUCACGUUUCGCACAAUAUCGAACAAUUCUUGGCGGAAUCUAUGGAUCGCUUUCUGUUUCUAAAGAAGAUGAAUGAGACCUGGCUAGCUCACUGCAAUCAGAUGAUCAUGAUAAGAAGCAUAUUCUUAUAUCUAGACCGAACUUAUGUCCUUCAGAAUCCAAAUAUUUCUUCGAUUUGGGAUAUAGGCUUAGAGUUAUUUAGCAAAUAUAUAUUAUUAAAUACUUUGGUUCAGACGCGUGUAGUUGAAGGUUUACUAAUGCUUAUUGAAAAAGAGCGGCAAGGAGACAAAGUUGACCGGACUCUAUUAAAAUCACUUCUUCGGAUGUUGACAGAUCUACAGAUCUAUGAUAAAGCUUUCGAACAAAAAUUCUUGCAGUCGACAGAGCGACUCUAUGCAGCCGAAGGUCAACGACUAAUGCAAGAACUGGAAGUUCCCGAUUACUUAGCCCAUGUAGAUAAAAGAAUCAAUGAAGAAAAUGAAAGAGUGUUACAUUAUCUCGACUCUGGUACGAAGUACCAGUUGAUUCAUACAGUCGAGAAGCAGCUAUUGAGCGAACAUGUUACCAAUAUUCUCCAGAAAGGUCUCGAUCAGUUACUAAGUGAAAACAGAAUUAGCGACCUUACGUUGCUGUACCAACUAUUAAGCCGUGUCAAAAACGGACUUACGGAACUGUGCACAGCUUUCAAUGGUUUCAUAAAAACAAGAGGAAGAACAAUCGUCAUUGACCCUGAAAAAGACAAAACUAUGGUUCAAGAACUGUUGGAUUUCAAGGAUGCUAUGGAUAAUAUCGUCGUGACUUGCUUUAAUAGGAAUGAAAAAUUUAGCAAUUCACUUAAAGAAGCUUUUGAACACUUUAUUAAUCAAAGAACAAAUAAACCUGCUGAGCUUAUCGCUAAAUUUGUGGACUCCAAGCUGCGUGCUGGUAAUAAAGAAGCAACAGAAGAAGAGCUGGAACGACUCUUGGACAAAAUAAUGGUUUUGUUCCGAUUCAUUCACGGCAAGGACGUAUUCGAGGCCUUCUAUAAAAAAGAUUUGGCUAAGAGAUUGCUUGUCGGCAAAUCAGCAAGCGUAGAUGCAGAAAAAAGUAUGUUGAGUAAACUGAAACAAGAAUGCGGAGGAGGAUUUACUUCCAAAUUGGAAGGAAUGUUUAAAGACAUGGAGCUUAGCAAAGAUAUUAAUGUUGCAUUCAAGCAACAUUUGAAUGUAAAUACUCGUAAUUUAGCCCCUAUCGAUAUGACAGUUAAUAUAUUAACCAUGGGUUACUGGCCUACUUAUCAAGCGAUGGACGUUACUUUGCCCGAUCAAAUGGUCAAGUUUCAAGACAUUUUUAAAGACUUCUACCUUAGUAAACAUAGCGGAAGGAAGUUGCAGUGGCAACCCACGUUGGGUUAUUGCGUUUUAAAGGCUACCUUUAAAACUGGCCCUAAAGAACUUGUCGUUUCUUUAUUUCAAACUUUAGUAAUAUUGUUAUUUAAUAAAUACGAUGAGGUCACUUUUGAGUACAUCAAGGCAGCGACGAGUAUAGAAGAUGGAGAACUGAGAAGAACAUUACAGUCAUUGGCGUGCGGCAAAGCAAGGGUUCUAAAUAAAAUACCUAAGGGACGUGAAAUUGAGGACAAUGAUAAAUUUAGGUUCAACAAUGAAUUUACCAAUAAGUUGUUUAGAAUUAAAAUAAAUCAAAUACAGAUGAAGGAAACCACCGAAGAACAAAAGGCAACCGAGGAACGUGUUUUCCAGGAUAGGCAGUACCAAAUUGAUGCCGCCAUAGUCAGAAUCAUGAAAAUGCGUAAAACGCUUAGUCAUAAUUUGCUUAUUAGUGAGCUAUACUUACAGUUGAAAUUUCCUGUCAAGCCGGCGGAUUUGAAGAAACGUAUAGAAUCUUUAAUUGAUAGAGACUAUAUGGAGAGGGAUAAGGAUAACCCGAACCAAUAUAACUACGUUGCUUAAGUUCUACUUUCUUGGUUUCAGUUGUCUUUUGAUCUGUGUACUGUUACUAUUUUUAGUUAAUCCUACAGCAAAUUGCAGUUGAUUAAAUUUCUAGUCCAGUCAUAAAUCUGGCCCUUUCUGCAUUGUAAAUAUAAUAGCAGGUUUAUAUGAGCAAGUUGUACUAAGUACAUUAUAUAUUAGUAGUAUGGGGUUUUUCGUUUGUCUCUAUCUCAUUAAUAUUUUUGAAAAUGAUAAAAUAUUUUGUUUAGUUUUUGCAUUUUGUGCAUCAAAUACCGUAAUUUAUAAGAUUUGCAGUAAAUCGCAGUAAUGAUAUCUUCAAAAUUGUAAAUAUUUACAUCUUUAUGUAAUGUCACAAUAUCUCAGUUGAGUGAUUUAAAAGUUAGUCUGCGUUUUGUGACUUUAUAAAGUGUAAUUAUUAAACAAAAAACUGUGAUGGAUAAAAUUUUAUAUAUACAUAAAAGUAUUUAAUAUAAAUCUAUGAUUUAGGGCAAAAAAUAUUGAGACAACGGUAUUAACUGAAAUUUAAAUUCUGUACAUAACUAACAGCAGAUUUUUGUAAAUAUAAACUAAGCAGUUUUGCCUAGGUAUUGUUACAGUUUUACAACCUUUAAUUGCUUCUCAAGUUAGUUUCUUUUAAACCAGUUUUAUUUUGUAGUGGUAACAAGUAACCAAUUCGAUCGCAUAACAAUUUACUAAAUUAUCGUUUUUAUUUGCGUGUUGGUGGUGUUCACUUGUCCAAUAAUCACAUAUAAAUUAAUGAUUGUUAUGUAGAAUAAAACUGGAUUUAUAAAAACUAUAAUCCUGAAUGUUCUUAUUUCAGUGGAAAAAAGCCUUUUGUUUUAAUAAAUAUGUAAGUUUUGUAUUUUAAAAUUUAAGUAAAUCUUGGUUUUGAA